Molecule: messenger RNA, 2336 nt
Organism: Erpetoichthys calabaricus (reedfish)
Lineage: Eukaryota; Metazoa; Chordata; Cladistia; Polypteriformes; Polypteridae
Product: interferon-induced protein 44-like
Exons: 8
Coding region: 380-1690 (436 amino acids)
Source: RefSeq, a predicted model, not a curated record
CCCAAGUAGCUCCGUUCUCUGUAAUCCAUUCAUACAUUCAGAGGGUCGGAUAAGAAGCCGACAGUCGCUAAGAUCCAGCGGGAUCGCCUUGCUGAAACUGCGGCGGGUUUGGGCGGAGUGACGGACGCCUAGAAGAAAACUCCUGUUUUUCCAAACUGGCGCCGAGUUUUCAGUUUCGUUUCAGGACCCGAGAGCAGAGGUUGGCAUUUCACUGGGCUGCUGCUGCUGCAGGCCCCGGCCGUCGUUUAGAAAGGGGGUAUAGAAGAGGAGAUGGCGAUGUACUGAGAGAGCGUUUUGGAGGACUAAACUACAAAGAAAAGGCAAGAGUAGGAAUAAGGAAAGAAGGAGAUCGGGUGAAAAAAAAUUAAAAGGUGCUGUCAUGUCUUCUGUUAUUCCACGUCUGGACAAGCAGACGGAGAAGAAGCUCCUAUCCCUAUUUGAGGAGCACACUAAGUUCAGCCUGCUCUACAAGGGCAGCCUGCAUGGCUUCAGUGUGUCUGAAAUAGGCAGGAAGAGCAUCAAUCAGGGCUACAUCAUGAUAGUGGGCUAUUUGGAGGAUGACGUCAUAAUGGGGGGCUGCACAAGUCAGUGGCUCAGAGAUCGGAACACAACAUUCCAGGAUGAAAAGGCCUUUUACUUCUCCAUUGAGAAGUCUAAAGUCACUAAAGACCCCGUGGAGUCUUUCACAACUGAAUACGACGCAAUCAACUUUGAGAAUGGCCUGAAGUUCCAUCGGUCCAAAAAAAGCAGUUCAAAACUAUUUGUCACUAGAUUAGACUCGUUUGAGGAAGAAGAAAAAGUCCUGCAAGAGCUGGAGGUGUACCGGGUGGAAGAUCUCGGUGACCUGCUGGACUCGCCCUGGCGAGAGCUGUGUUGGAACGAAGAAAUGAGGGACCAACUGAAAAACUCCAUCAUCAACUACAAGCCUCCCCUUAACUUGGUCUCCAAGACAAAGGUCCUGCUUGUUGGCCCUGUGGGUGCAGGCAAGUCGAGUUUCAUCAGCUCGGUGGGCUCUGUUUUCCAUGGCUGGGUUGCCCUCCGUGCAAUGGUGGGCACGGCGGCGCAGAGUUUUACAAACAUGUUUAGAUCAUACAACACCAAAUCCUCGCAAGGUGGAGAGCAGUCCCCGCUGGUUCUGUGCGACAUCAUGGGAUUGGGAGAAGAAGACCUACCAGGGGUGAAGGUGAACGAUGUGCUGCAGGCGGUGAAGGGGCACGUGCCUGAGGGGUACAAGUUUGACUCCUCUCAAGCCAUUUCCAGUGACACCAGUGGGUAUGUCAGUAGCCCGAGCAUAACAAACAAAAUCACCUGUGUGGCUUUUGUGAUCGAUGCCAGAAAAGUGCAAACCUAUCCUGAUGACAUCCAGGAAGGGCUGAAGGAGCUGCGGCUGAAGAUCAGAGACCUUGGGGUACCACAGGUGGCUCUGCUGACUCACAUCGAUGAGGUCUGCCACGCCGUCGAUAAGGACGUGAGUCGUGUUUAUCUGAGCCGACACGUCCAAGACAAGGUGACCGCCGCUGGUAAUCUGCUCGGCCUGCCCGCCUCCUGCAUCGUCCCAGUGAAGAACUACUCAUCUGAGCUGGAGUUGGACUGCAGCACCGACAUCCUGAUCCUCAAAGCUCUGGAGCUCAUCCUGCGAUACGCUGAUUUGUUUUACGAGGAUUACGACUUUUUCAAAGCCAUUCAGUAAUUUGAGUUAGCGUCAAGUUACCAUUUUAUUAGAAUCAGCAGUUUUAGGCUUUUUUUUGGUUGAGUUGGACACAUCGUCCAUUUCCAAAAUUUUGUUAACAUUGCAAGUCGUCUUAGCUAGGUGGAAAUGCCCAUUGGGCCACCAUCAUUUACUCUUUUUCUUUCAUUUCACCACCAAAAAAAUGACCAGUGCAAGCAGAACGAAAUUUCUUUGUGUUGAAGGAGAUUCCAAAGCUCAGCAGAAACCCCCGUCGAUUACUAAGUGUCCAGUCUGUGGCCACAGGGCUCAGAAUUUCAUUUCAUUUGCUUUUGUUGUGAUGUCACUUUGUCACUAUGACUUGAUCCGGUGACUUUUCAUCUGGGAUGUUUACAGAGGUGUGGCUACAGUGGUGCAAGCCCCUCCUCUUUCUCCUCAUUGGCCCAAGUGCCCUUUUCUCCUGUGAAGUCCUGACCAAUCACUGCCCAGCACAAGAGCGCGACUCCUUAACUUUGUGAGAAAUGGGGAAAAAAGGAGCGAAAAGCAAUGUGCAGUAAGAGAGUUAGAUGGGUAAGCUGCUGUUUACUGUGCCAAUUAGAAAUAAAGUAUGAGCUCUGAUAAUCAUGGAUAUUAAUUAAUAAAAAAUGUAUAAUAAAUACUUGUGUGCUGG